CCUCAAAAAUGUUUGCGAACUGUCACACGAAUGUCAGGCUGAAGGUUUAGUAUUCGCCAAACCUUUGUGUCGAGCAUUUCGUCGCACGUUUUUGUGAUGAUAUUUUCGCCUGAUCGUUGAUCUUCAUGAAUCAAACUCAAUUACACAUAAAUAAGGCGGUUAUUUACUUCAAAAGGGUUAUUUCAACGAUGUCUCGACCACUUCUAGUCGCGUUUGACUUUGACCAUACAAUUGUGAAUGACAAUACGGAUAUUGUAAUCCGGAAGCUACUGCCCGAACAAAAAUUACCAGAAUCAGUGAGAGGCAUGUAUCGAUCGGACGGAUGGACCGCCUACAUGCAGAGAAUCUUCGAACUUCUCCAUGCAAAUUGCAUUAACCACACACAAAUAAAUGCCGCUAUAGACAAUAUACCCGCAGUAAACGGGAUGGAGGAUCUGUUGGAAAGAUUGCACAAGAGCAAUUGCGAUAUUAUAAUAAUAAGUGACUCGAACUCAAUUUUCAUAGAGCGCUGGUUGAAGAAUAAAAAAUUGAGUCAUACUGUAUCUCGGGUAUUUACUAAUCCCGCUAAAUACGAUGACAACGGAUUGUUGAAAAUCGAAAUGUAUCAUCUGCAAGAUUGGUGCGAAUUGAGCACAAAAAAUCUCUGUAAGGGGCAUAUUUUAGAAAAUUACAUAAAAGAGUCACUGGUAAAUGGAACCUCAUUUGAGAGAGUUGCUUACGUCGGCGAUGGACGGAAUGAUUUUUGCCCCAUUCUGAGAUUGUCGGAAAAAGAUUUUGCUUUUCCAAGGUCGAAUUAUCCUCUUAUUAAAAUUUUAAAUGAAGCAAAAACUAAUGGCACGCAUCAAGUUAGAGCGCACAUGUGCCCAUGGAACGAUGGUACGCACAUUUUGGAAAAACUUCUCGUCUCUCUUGAGUAAACUAGAGUUUAAUAAUAAAAAUAAAAUUCAAUGACAUUUGAGUGUAAUCGAAUGAUAUUGUGUUAAGGCUAACCCUUCAGUCUAGGCCUUUCUUCAAUUCAAUUCUCAAGUUCUUUCAGUUAUGCUGUACCUUGCAUACUGCUCCUAUCCUUCUUUACUUGACCCAGUCUUUAUAUCUAGUGACGAGAUUAAUCGCUACACUUCAGUCCCAACUCCCGAUUUCUCGCCCUAUGAUAUAUAUCAUGAAUAUAAUUUUUUCGCCACCCGCCAACCACUCAAUUCCGAAUCCACAACCGACUAAAGAUUCUCUAACUAGGGAAGAAACAAAAUAUCAAGGAAUAGUUACAAGUUUGUUUGUCUGUCAAUGAACAUUGCCAACAAUCUCUUGACAAUUGUAAAUAUUGUCGUUAAUAUUUUCUUAUUAAGUCAUGUUAAGUUACAAUUUGUUCAUUUUUGUUGGUGGAUUUCUGCCUUACCUGUUUAAGCAUCUACUUACCUGUAUUUAUAACAUCUAAGUUAUGUAAUAGUUGAUGGUUUUUUUUCUUC
This is a messenger RNA of Neodiprion virginianus, 1463 nucleotides long. RefSeq names its product pyridoxal phosphate phosphatase PHOSPHO2-like. Bases 126 to 917 code for a protein of 263 amino acids. Gene Ontology annotation, molecular function: phosphatase activity. Lineage: Eukaryota; Metazoa; Arthropoda; Insecta; Hymenoptera; Diprionidae. The transcript has 2 exons. The record is from RefSeq and is a predicted model, not a curated record.